AUGUCGAUGUUCAGGUCCAAGAAGCUGGACAUCGGCUCCUUCCUCAACAUCAAGGUCAUUCGCGACCACACCAAGAGGAAGGUCUUUGCCCAGUACGAGCCCGAGAGACAAGCCCUCCGAUACAUCAUCCAGAACACGACCCUCCCUGCGAAGACGAGGGCAGAGGCCCAGCUGCAGUUGACCCAGAUGCACUGCUACACCAGGCCGACUCAGAUCCGCGGCAGGUGUUUGCUCGGUGGAAAGGGACGGGGUAUCUUCAGGGAUUUCCGGCUUUCGAGAUACAACUUCAGGAUGCAGGCGUUGGAGGGCAACCUGCCGGGCGUGCAGAAGGCCAGCUGGUAG
This is a messenger RNA of Neoarthrinium moseri, 342 nucleotides long. RefSeq lists its product as uncharacterized. The record is from RefSeq and is a predicted model, not a curated record. Gene Ontology annotation, biological process: translation. Gene Ontology annotation, molecular function: structural constituent of ribosome. The transcript is spliced from 3 exons. NCBI's taxonomy places the organism in Eukaryota, Fungi, Ascomycota, Sordariomycetes, Amphisphaeriales, Apiosporaceae. Bases 1 to 342 code for a protein of 113 amino acids. Gene Ontology annotation, cellular component: ribosome; mitochondrial small ribosomal subunit.